AUGGAUGUCAUCGACGGUAAACUGCUCUCCGAGGCUCUGGCCACUGUCAAGAUCCAACUGGUUCAAAUGAAACGAUCGCUGGAUGCCGAUCAGCUCAUGGAUGCCUUGAAGAGCGCCAGCUCGAUGUUGGCCGAACUGAGGACCAGCAGUUUAAGCCCGAAACAGUACUACGAGCUAUAUAUGGCUGUAUUCGAUGCGCUGCGUCAUCUCUCGGCUUAUCUCUAUGACGCACACGUAUCGGGAAAACACCACCUGGCAGACCUCUACGAAUUAGUUCAAUACGCUGGAAAUAUCGUCCCUCGGCUAUAUUUGAUGAUAACAGUCGGGACGGUAUAUAUGUCGAUCGCUGAUGCACCGGUUAAGGAGAUCAUGAAGGAUAUGAUGGAGAUGACCCGUGGUGUUCAACAUCCCACUCGGGGGCUGUUCUUGCGUCACUACCUGAGUGGUAUGACGCGAGAUCAUCUACCGAUAGGUUUAGCUCCAGGUCCUUCCGGAAACCUGCAUGAUUCACUAGGCUUCGUCCUCACUAACUUUAUCGAGAUGAACAAGCUCUGGGUCAGACUUCAACACCAAGGUCUGAGCAGGGAUCGAGAGAAGAGGGAGAUGGAACGCAAGGAACUCAGGAUCUUAGUCGGCACGAACCUCGUCAGACUGAGUCAGCUAGACGGAGUCGAUCUCGAUAUGUAUCAGGGAAUGAUUCUCCCGGCCGUGUUGGAACAGGUGGUCAAUUGUAAAGAUACUAUUGCUCAGGAGUAUCUGAUGGAGGUUGUUAUCCAGGUAUUCACAGACGAUUUUCAUCUGCGGACGCUGGGCCCCUUCCUCUCAGCCACCGCACAGCUCCACCCAAAAGUGAACAUCAAACAGAUCGUGAUCGCAUUGAUCGACCGAUUGGCCGCCUAUGCAGCUCGUGAGGCUGAGAACGAAUCGCCCGAGGAGACUCGCCGACAAGAGGAGCUAGCGGCGCGUAGAUUGGCGGCCAAGAUCAAGGCUCAAAAGGAAGUACGUUGGCAAACGAUGCAACGCGAGGAAGCCCGAGCAAAGUCACAGCAGAACUCAAAGUUUUCUAAUCCGGACUGGGCACCAACUGAAGAACAAUCCGCCUUCAAGGACGUCAACGGCCAUUCAUCCUUCCCUGCUCCCCCAAAACCUGUAGAUGAAUCUCAGGACCCAAACUCUUCUUCAGUCGCUUCCAUCCAACCACCAGAAGCUGGACCAAGCAACCAAAACCAACCAGUUCGGAAAUUUCGCGGAAUACCGGAAAAUGUGCCCUUGUUUGAAGUAUUUUGGCAUCAAGUUGUUGAACUGAUUCGGGCUCGACCAGAUCUUUCUAUCCAAGACGUCACGGCGUUGCUCGUCUCUCUAACCAACCUGGCUCUGAGUUGCUAUCCAGAUCGACUGGAAUAUGUCGACCAAGUAUUGGGCUUUGCGAAAAUGAAAGUGCAAGAGCAUGCGGAUAGUCCAGAUCUUCACCAUCCGGCUUCGAUUCAAAACCUUCUAGCGCUCUUGCUGGCCCCGAUCAACUCGUAUUUAACCGUACUCACUCUCCUUGCCUUACCGAACUUCCAAGAGUUGCUGCUCGUCCAGCCAUUCCUAUCGCGUCGCGCGAUCGGCCACUCCGUCGUCGCCUCGAUUUUGAAGAAUGAAACUCACAUUGCCGACCCGGUCGACUGCAAAGGUGUCUUGGAUAUGUGCCAUGUACUUGUUCGUGAUCAGAGAGACGCUGGGGUAGGAAUGCCUACUCAAAUGGGACAUCGUCAGCCUAUGGGAUCUAGAGGUCAACAAACCUAUGACCCUGAAGAAAUGGCUGAAGAGCAGGGCUGGCUGGCCCGAAUGGUUCAUCUAUUACACAAUGAUGACUUGGAUGUGCAUGCCAAGCUUCUUCAAGAAGCCAGGAAAGCGUUCAGCGAGGGAGGAGACCGAAUACGAUGGACGUAUCCACCCCUAGCAAUUUGUGCACUGAAAUUAGCCCAACGAUACAACUAUCGACAGCAUCACAAAGCAGAUUGGGACACGAAAAUAACGGCGCUAUUCAAGUGGAUACACCAGGUGUUAUCAGUGCUCUACAACCGCGUGGAAUCCUCGGAGAUCUGUCUACGGCUAUAUCUACAAGCGCUCCAAGCAGCCGAUGCGGCAGGGCUGGAAGAGCUGGCUUACGAGUUCGCAGUGCAGGCGUUCACGAUCUACGAGGAAUCGAUCUCAGAGAGUCGGGCCCAGCUCCAAGCGAUCGUCCUGAUUAUCGGCACCCUGCAAGCUUCCCGGGUCUUCGGGCCUGAUAACUAUGACACCUUGAUCACCAAAGCAGCCUUGCAUGGGGCCAAGCUCCUGAAGAAAAGUCACCAAGCUACUGCCGUGGCCCUUGCCAGCCAUCUCUGGUGGCAGACCGAGAAACUCGGACCGGAGUCCGACGCCGGCCCCGAUAAGGAACUCUUGAGAGACGGCAAAAGGGUCCUCGAAUGUCUUCAGAAAUCCCUCAGGAUUGCGACUAGUAGUAUCGAUGAACUCACUAGCGUCCAGCUCUACUGUGACGCAUUGGACCAGUACAUUUAUUAUUUCGAAAGGCAUAACGAAGCUGUAUCAACGAAGCACUUGAACUCAUUAGUCGAGCUGAUCACCUCCAACUUAGACUCGAUCCAAGGCGCGGAUGGGGUUCUAAUCCCGAACCCCUCAACGAUUAACUCUGGAUUAUUCGAAGGAGUUCAUACACCUGAAUCCGUCCUCAAACAUUUCAGGAACCAACUGAAAUAUAUACAUGCGAGGAAGGAAAUCAUCCUGAAUGGUGAGGGUGAGGGACUCGCUAAAUUCGAGGAAAUCGAUAUCUCAGCUGCUAUGCUGAAAGUCGGCCUUCAACUAUAA
Messenger RNA from Puccinia triticina, 2853 nucleotides. RefSeq lists its product as uncharacterized. Gene Ontology annotation, biological process: intracellular protein transport; retrograde transport, endosome to Golgi. NCBI's taxonomy places the organism in Eukaryota, Fungi, Basidiomycota, Pucciniomycetes, Pucciniales, Pucciniaceae. Gene Ontology annotation, cellular component: retromer complex; late endosome; retromer, cargo-selective complex. The transcript is spliced from 10 exons. The record is from RefSeq and is a predicted model, not a curated record. The coding region runs from base 1 to 2853 and encodes 950 amino acids.